Cuscuta europaea is the source of this 15038-nucleotide messenger RNA. Lineage: Eukaryota; Viridiplantae; Streptophyta; Magnoliopsida; Solanales; Convolvulaceae. The record is from the annotation of a GenBank genome assembly.
CGUGAAGAUUGGAGCCCAGCUCCCUGAAGAUUUGAAGACCGGUAUCACCGACGCCCUCCGCGCCUACUCCAAUGUCUUUGCAUGGGGGCCGGAGGACAUGCCGGGAAUCAGCCGAAGGGUCAUCACCCACCGCCUCUCGGUGGACCCCUCGGCAAAAGCAGUACAACAACGAAGGAGACCCCUCUCCGCCGAGAGGAGGGAAUUCGUGAAGAAGGAGGUCGCCAUGCUCCUCUCCAUUAAACACAUCAGGGAGGUGAAAUAUCCCUCAUGGCUGGCGAAUGUAGUCCUCGCACAGAAGCCCCCUACCUUCCGCAUGUGCGUGGACUACACCGAUCUCAACAAAGCAUGCCCUAUGGAUCCAUUCCCUCUACCAAACAUUGAUCAAUUGGUGGAUGAGACCGCGGGAUGUGAGAUCAUGUCCUUCCUCGAUGCCUUCCGAGGGUACCAUCAAAUUUUCAUGCACGAGGAGGACGCCGAAAAAACUGCCUUCAUGACUCCCGAGGGCAUCUUCUGCUACCUAGUGAUGGCCUUCGGCCUAAAGAACUCGGGGGCCACUUACACCCGGAUGGUGGCUCGGGUCUUUCAAGUUGUCCUAGGGCGCACCAUGGAGGCCUAUGUCGACGACAUGAUCGUCAAGAGCAAACAAUCUUCCAGCCAUGCUGACGACCUCCGGGAAAUCUUCGCCAUCAUGCAAAAAUUCAACCUUCGGCUAAACCCGAAGAAGUGCACCUUUGGCGUCCAAGGGGGCAAAUUCUUGGGCUACAUGGUGAGCCGUAGGGGUAUUGAGGCCAAUCCCGAGAAGAUCCAGGCCAUCAUCAACAUGGAGCCCCCACGCAACGUGAAGGAAGUUCAACGGUUGACGGGCCGCCUGGCAGCCCUCAACCGCUUUCUAUCUAAAUCGGCGGAGAAGUCUCUACCCUUCUUCCAGAUCAUGAGGAAGACGGCUGGCUUUCUAUGGACUCCAGAAUGCUAGGGGGCUUUCGACGAGCUCAAAAGAUAUCUAUCUUCACCUCCUGUGCUCUCCAAACCCAAGGUAGGGGAGACCCUCUACCUCUACCUUGGGGUUAGACCGGCGGCCAUCAGCUCUGUGCUCAUCCGGGAGGAAGACGGCAUCCAACAUGCCAUCUUCUACGUUAGCAAGACCCUAAGGGAGGCCGAGCUCAGGUACUCCCCUGUGGAAAAAACGGUGUUGGCCAUCGUUUGGACUGUCAAGAAGUUGGGCCACUACUUUCAGGCUCACCCGGUUCAGGUCCUCACCCAUCAACCCCUCGGCGCCCUCAUGAGGAGCCCCACCAGCUCCUCCCGCAUGGUGAAAUGGGCUAUCUUCUUGAGCCAGUACAACAUUGACAUCCGCCCAAGGCCUGCCAUCAAGGGCCAAGCCCUGGCGGACUUUGUGACGGAGUGUACCACAAGGGCAGCCACGGACGGGGAGCCCUCGGCUACCUCGGACGACUGGUGGACCCUCUACACUGAUGGCUCCUCCGCGACCAAAGCAUGCGGGGGAGGGGUAGUCCUCAUUACUCCCGAGGGCUUCAGGGCCUACUAUGCAAUCCGCUUCUCCUUCAAAGUCUCCAACAAUGAGGCCGAAUAUGAGGCCCUCCUAUGUGGCCUUCGGCUGGCUGCCAACAUGAGGGCUCGGCAGAUCCACAUCAAAUGCGACUCCAAGUUGGUCGUUGGCCAAAUCUCCGAAGAAUAUGAGGCCAAGGAGGGGAGAAUGAAACAGUACAAAGAAGCGGCCAAGGAGUUGCUUAAGGUAUUUGAGGCACACUCUCUCACUCAAAUACCGAGGGCUCAGAACUCCGAGGCCGACAUAUUGUCUAAGCUCUCGGCCGAUUCCCCCGAGCACAUCUCCAAAAUUGCCAAAAUCGAGGAACUCAGCCUCUCAAGUAUCCAUGCAAGCCCCGUUAUGAAUAUACAACAACGUCAGGAGGAUUGGAUCUCCGAUAUCACCGCCUUCAUCUCCACAGGGCAGCUACCCGAAAAUGAGGCCGCGCUAAACUGGCAAAACUAAGGGCUCCCAGCUACACCAUCGAAGAUGGAAGGCUCUACAAACGAUCUUACAAUGGCACGCUACUUCGGUGCCUUCAUCCAGAUGAAGCCGAGGUCGCAAUGGAGGAAGUGCACAGUGGCACUUGCUCAGCUCACCAGGGACCCUUCUCCAUGUCCCGAAGGCUCAUUCUCCAGGGCUACUUCUGGCCAACCAUGGCCAGGGACUGUGCUGACCUUGCCCGGAGGUGCACCGCAUGUCAACAUUUCCAGAAAGCUCCCGGCAGGCCAGCGGUCAACUAUGCCCCCAUCAGCACCUCUGUCCCAUUUUCCCGGUGGGGGAUAGACCUUGUGGGCCCUCUGCCGAGGGGUACCUCCAACAACAGAUACAUCAUUGUGGCCGUCGACUAUUUUACCAAGUGGGUGGAGGCUGAACCCCUCGCCAGCAUCACAGAGGCGAAGUGCCGUCACUUCGUCCUCAAGAACAUCCUCACAAGGUUUGGCGUCCCCCAGCAGAUCAUCUCCGACAAUGGGACACAAUUUGAGGCAGCCCCCUUCUGUGCCCUUCUGGAGGCAUGGGGCAUCAAACACACCUUCUCCUCCGUUGCCUACCCUCAAGGCAACGGGCAAGUAGAGAACGCCAACCGGACCUUGCUCGAGGGCCUAAAAAAGAAGCUGGAGGCCGAGGGUGGUGGCUGGGUGGAAGAACUCCACAACAUCCUUUGGGCCUAUCGCACCACCCCUCGGCGAGCAACAGGUGAAACACCCUUCUCCCUCUGCUACGGUUUUGAAGCCAAAGCUCCUACGGAAGUCACCCUUCCUACCCGAAGGGUGAUCCAAUAUGACCCCGAGGUCAACGACAGCAACAUGGCCCUCGACCUCCACCUCAUUUCAGAACGCCGGGAACAGGCCUUCAUCCGGGCGGAAAACUACCGAAGGCAAGUUAAAAGCUACAUCGACGCCAAAGUUCGCACCCGAGAAUUUCAAGUGGGGGACUAUGUCCUCCGGAGGAGGGAAGCCAGCCAACCAACCGAGGGAGGGAAAAUGGCACCAAAAUUCGAAGGCCCCUACAUCAUAGCAGCAAUCAUCAAACCCGGGACCUACAAGCUCAAACGCCCCAACGGGAAAGAAGUCCCUAGGCACUGGAAUGUACACCACUUAAUUAAAUUUUAUCAAUAAUGUAAGAGCGGCCAAGCCCUCAUAACUAGUGAAUGUACUAUCCUAUGGCCCAAGGCCUCCAAUUUCGAAGAAUGAAGAUGCAUUCAAGACAUCAAGCCCUCAUACUGACUACGGCCCCAGGCCUCACCACGAGAAGAACCCCCUCCGGCACCACGUGCCGAGGGCGGACACCAUCAACACCUACAGCAAACAGCGAAAACACCACGUGUUUUCAGUCAAGACCCCUCGGUACUGAGUGCCGGAGGGGGUGAACCCCUAUCACCAACAACAAGGAACACCAUGUGUUUCAUUUCCCUUCGGCACCCAGUGCCGAGGGUACAUCCCCACCUUCAACAUCAAAAAAGAAAAGAUGAGAACACCAAGUGUUCCUACAGAAGACCCUUCGGCACCCAGUGACGAGGGUACAUCCCCACCUUCAACAUCAAAAAAGAAAAGAUGAGAACACCAAGUGUUCCUACAGAAGACCCUUCGGCACCCAGUGCCGAGGGUACACCUCCAUCAUCGAACAUCGAAACGAAGAGAAAAACACCAAAAUAUUUCAAAGAAGACCCCUCGGCACCCAGUGCCAGGGAGAUGCUCUCCUAUCAACUUCCAAACAUCUAUUGGGAAACACCAAGUGUUUCAUUUGAAGACCAUUCGGUACCAAGUACCGAGGGUAGACACCUCCAUCAACUGCAACAAAGGAGAACACCAAGUGUUCCUACAGAAGACCCCUCGGUACCAAGUACCGGGGGCUACACAUCGAAACUAACACCAAGUGUUGUUUCUAAAAGCCGUACCCCACGAGGACGCAUAUACCAAAGGCGCCACCAUCGGUGCCGGCGGCACGUAGUGCCCCCGGCCAUUUGCAACUAGUGUGCAAAUGAAAACCCUUCCUUGAAACGCUUUCCGCGUCACUACCCCCAGGGUAUGGCAGGCAUGAGAAAUGCCCAGGAUUCGACUUUCAAAAACGGAACGCUAUCCGCGUCAUUACCCCCAGGGUAUGACAGGCACGAGAAAUGCCCAGGAUUCGACUUUCAAACCGAAACGCUCCCCGCGCCACCACCCCAAGGGUGUGGCAGGCUACAGACUAUGUCUAGCGCCGAGGGGACGACUUUCAAAAAUGAGGCGCUUUCCGCGCCAUCCCCCAAGGGGAGGCAGGUUACGGACCACCAUAUCUUGUGCCCAGGAAACGUCCCUCGAUCCCCUCGGAACUCGGAAGGUUAACCCGAGGGAGGAGAGCCAUUGGUGUAUUCUGAUGGUCUCCUAAUAGGCCCAGCCUUACCAAGAAACCAAGUUUCUUGAUGCCUUCCCUUCACCACCAACCAAAAAAAAAAAAAAGGGGGGGUGAAGGGGAGUAGACUCAGCGAGAAAUCAAAGAGUACACUCCAACAAUAUCACAACAUGCCGAGGGCUCCCCACGGGAACACCUCCGGUAAUUGAAGACUCCUGUUUCCCGAAGGAUACUACUCAAAGAAAUAUCAUCAGGAAACGGCUAAGUCCACUACCUGGUCACCUCCGGUCACAAAAACACCGAAGGCUUCAACAAUACAAAGGGACUGGACUAUCCAAGGUCCACUAAACGGUACUUCAAACAAACACCGAAGGCAUCUGUUAUGCACAAAUACCGAGGGCCCUUUCCCCAUGACAAGGGUCAAAUUCUACAACUUUUAAAGUGUAUGCCGAGGGCACACACUCCUCAUUGGCUUUCUUCACAACAACAGGAUUCAACAUCAAUUCAUGCUUAGAAAAAUUCUAAGUCCUGAAGGAGCAGCCCCCGGACACCCGAAGGCUACACGAAGAAACAACACUUGAAAAAUUCUAAUACCUAAAGAUUGGGCCCCCGGCCCAAUCAAUAUUACAGCCAAGGGAAUAUGGUGGCCGAAGGCCAUGCAAUACAACAACACUUAAAAAAAAAAGUAUUCUGUCCUAAAUGAGUAGCCCCCGGGCAUCUGCAAAGUGAUGUGGAAUCGGAGGGCAGCUAUCACCCGAAGGCUCCCAAGGGAAAAUUUACACUUAGGAGAUUUUCUAAGUCCUACAUGUUUUCCCCCCGGUCAACUACUCAUACAUCAUGAAGGGAUGCCAUCUCCCGAAGGCUCCCAAGGGAAACUCCACACUUGAAAGAUUUUCUAAGUCCUACAUGUUUUUCCCUGGUCAACUACUCAUACAUCAAGGAGGUAUGCCAUCUCCCGAAGGCUCCCAAGGGAAAAUCCACACUUGGAAUAUUUUCUAAGUCCUACAUGUUUUCCCUGGUCAACUACUCAUACAUCAAAGAGGGAUGCCAUCUCCCGAAGGCUCCCAAGGGAAAACCCACACUUAGAAGAUUUUCUAAGUCCUACAUAUUUUCCCCCCGGUCAACUACUCAUACAUCAUGAAGGGAUGCCAUCUCUCGAAGGCUCCCAAGGGAAACUCUACACUUGGAAGAUUUUCUAAGUCCUACAUAUUUCACCCUCAUCUCAAGGGACCUAAUUACCGAAGGUUACCUAUCAAUCGAGGGCUACAGUACACAAGGAAUCAACACUCCAGAAAAAAUUCUACACAGUAGCCGAAGGCUACAUGACAUACUACACUUGCAAAAAUCUCUAAAUCCUGUGCAUUGGGCCCUCGGCCCAACAUUCACACAUCAGGAAGGGAGGCCAUAUCCCGAAGGCUCUCAAGGGGAAAUCUACAUUUAGAAAUUUUUCUAAGUCCUAGGAUUUGGAUUACUGCAAACACCCGAAGGCCCUAUGGUGUUCUACACUUAGAAAAAUUUUCUAAGUCCUAAUUGCUGCUGAACCCUCAGUUGCAUAUCCAGCAAAGGGUGCCCAACUACCGAAGGCUCCUAAGGGCUAGCUACAAUCAGAUAGUAUUCUAAGUCCUAAGACAUACAUUCAAAGGAACAAACACAUACAUCCAAAAAUGCCGAAGGCAUACACUCAAGGAAAACGGAGGCAUACAUUCAAGAAUAAAGGAAUUGAAGGGAACAAGUCAUAUAUACAAAGCCCGAAGGCGAUCAUUCAAUCAUAAAAAAAAAGCAAGUGUAAUUGCGAUGUUACUAUUACAAACGGGCCGAAGCCGAAGGAUCAAUGUUGAUUGUUACAAAAAAUAUUCAGACAUUACAAAUUAUGAAGUCACUCUACAACUACCACAGCAUCAUUCACCGGGGCGCCCUCUGCAGCCGGCCUCGAUGAUGCCUCCGCUCCGGUCUCGACAGGGUCGUCCUCGGCCUCAUUCUUCAACUCCGUGUCCUCAAGGUCGGGCCUCUGAACACCUUCCGGGAGCGACUCACGGACAUCAGGCUGCAGGGGAGGAAGGCCAUACGCCGAAGGGGAGAAGUCCUUUUGCUCAAUGCCCAAAUGCCGGGCCAUCCUCCGGUAGAUGAGGGCCUGGGUGAAGAAUUCGCCGGCUUCAUAGUACUCUCUGCCCUUCCGGGCCAUCCAUUCCCACCCAGGGCCCUCGGCCCAUUCUUCAACGCAUGCCUCCACGACCGAGGACACCCACAUCUUGCGCCCCUCGGCUUUCCAACCCUCGGCGACAAAGGCCUCAACGGCCUCCUCCUGAGCCUUGGCGACGGCUAGCGCUUUGGAGUCCUCGACCUCUUUAGCAGCGGCCUCAGCAGCGGCCUCAGCAUCAACCUUGCCUUUCUCUGCAGCCUCCAAUUUCAAGCUCAUCUGUCGGAGCUCCUCUUCUAGCUGGGCCCCCAGCUUCACCGCCUCUUGGUUCUUGAGGAGGCACUCCCUCAUUCUGGCGUCUUGCUCCGCUUUGUGGAGGCGCCAUUCUUGAAGCCUCCGAGCCUGUUCGCCGAGGGCUAAGCAAGCCUGCAGAACAACAACAAAAACAGUUAAAGGCAAUCACACAAAAUAAUCAAAGGAGAAGAUGGAGAAAGCCAGGUAAACACUUACAGAGAGGGAGGAGCGGAGAAUGUGGUCCUCGAGGGCCGCAUCAUUAUAGGCCCCGAGGGCAGCCCUAUCCGUCUCAGGGGUCAUACCCCUCAGGAUGGCCCCCGGGUCGACAGCGCCGCUGGCCAAAGAUGUACCCCUCGGGAACGCGACUUGGAGGAUCUCAGGCAGCAACUCCUCUGCCCCCGCCGGCGUUCCACCCGGCAGCUUCUCCACCUGCACCCCGGAGGCGGGGUGCUCAUCAGCGAUAAUGACCGGGGGCUCCUUCUCGGCGACAUCCCCCUUCUUCGGCUUUUUGGUAGCCGGGGGGGACCCCUUGGUCACUGCCUUCCUCUUGCCGGCAGCAUCGCCCUCGGCUUUCUUAAAGAGGGCAGUGGCGGGCUUCUGGAUGCCCUGUCCCGACCCCUUCGGGUCCUGUUUCUUCAAACGAGCAAGCCCCUUUACGUUCACCAUGGACACGGGGACUCCUGCAAAAAUACGAGAAAGGAUUAGGCCGAAGGGUCUAACCGAAGGGACAAAGACAUCCAAGCAAAAAAAAAAACUAAGUACAACGAGUCUAAAGCCCUCGGCUCCUACCUCCGGAGGCUCCCUCAAACACUGGGAACUUCUCAUCAGUUUCCCCCAGGAACCGGUACCGCCGGAACCUGAGGGUGUAGAGAUCUGCUUCUUUGGUGCAGUCCUUGAUGGAGAUAUUCUUGUCCCUGCCCUCCGGGAUCAUGGCCAGAAUCCUGCCAUCUUUCUCGAGGGCGGCGCUCCUCCUCUUCUCAUGCCUCCUGAAGCGGUCACGCAGCUCCCUCGGGAAGGGACUCUCGGCUAGCUUCACAUAGCACCACCGGUCCUUCCACCCCCUGUUUGAGGAGGGCGCCUCAGUGAAGAGUUUGAACACGGACACCUGCUGCAAAUUGGUGAAUCCCUCGGCAUUCGCGUGCCCCCCCGGCAAAGGUUGAAGCUCUGGAAGAAGAGGUCCAGGCUAGGCGUCACCCCCCGGGACUUACAAAGCUGAAGGAAGCCGGUGAUAUAAGAAUGGCUGUUCGGGGUCAGCUGGCAGGGGACCAAGCCAACAAACCUCAAAUAUUCCCGGAGGAAUGGGUGCAGAGGGAACCUAAGUCCCAUGGAUACUGAAAGGACGUGCACCGCAAUGCAGCCCUCGGGAGCCCGGGAGAGAACGUCAUCCGGACCCGGUGUCACCACGAUGGCCGAGGGGCCCACGUGAAGCUGGGUGACAUAGAUGUCCGCCGCAUCAACCUUCGACUUGAUCUCCAAUGCGGCGGUGUUGAGAUAGGAGUACCCCUCGGGCAUAUCGAGGGGCUUCCCUUGAUCCGCUACGCUGCCCUUCUUCUUGGGAACAGCGGCCUUGGCCUUCUUCUUUCCGGGGGCCACCCGGAGGGGGACCGCAUUCAGCGGCCGAGAGGUGCUGGCCUCCCCGGCACCCCGAGGGGGGAGCACAGCAACGGUUACCCUCUCGCUUUCCUUUUGUGCCUCCUCUUCAGCUGCUUGCCAGGCGAUGGCCAACUCUUCGUCCUCACAUUCCUGCUCAAAGCCCUCGGCCUCCGCCUCAGCUACGAGGGCUUUCUGCAACUCCCGGGCAACGACGGCAUCCUGUCCCACCGAGGACUCUGCACUUGAGGACUCCACGUCCGAGAGGACUUCAUCCUCCAUCGAGGGCGCCCCCGAGAUAUCUUGAAAAUCACUCUGGGACGACAUUCUGACUCUAGUUCGAAGGCUCGUACAACUAGUGUUUUCUAAAUGUUCUAUCUCCUAGCCUAAGGGCGCAGUACAGGUAGUUAAGAGGUGAAGGGUAACUGGAGAACUGACCUUAAGAACAGAGGAUUCAACCGGGGGCUGCUGUUUCUCUCUUUAGAAAAAUUGGCAGAGCUUCGCUAUCAAGUUUUUCGCACACGGAGGAAUGCCUGGCCUUGGGGUAUUUAUAGGCGCUGGAAUCCGGGCUUGGGCCUGGGUUCCGGGCCUCCGGAUGGACGCCAUCAUUACUCACCGCGUCUUCGCCCAACCGGUGACGCCGCCCACGGACAGCCAGCCAUCACACGCCACGUGUGCCCCCCCCAACGGCUAUAUCCCGUCGUUACAUAUUCCAACGGCUAUAUUUCCAACGGCUAUAUUUUGGAAGCCCCCGGGUUUUCUACUUCACUCCACUUCAUCAAGGAUAGCCUCCGGGUGCACUCACCCAGAAGUGCCCCCGGGUUGUGCCCCACACAGCACAUUACACACGCCUUCGGGGUCACUCCUUCAGAUCCCUAGGGCUGCAUAUCAGGGCACCCCUCGGGGUUUUCCCCUCAGCACUGCAAAACCGGGUAGCUCCCGGGGAGUGCCUCAUUGACGGAUGGCCCAUGGCCCUCGGGUAACUUCAUCACCAACUCAUCAACAAAUAGUGGACCCCCCGGUAACAACUUCACUGCUGCCCUCAUCUGGCAGGCCCUCGAUCCCUGGAUUGAGGGGCUCCCCUUCGGCACCACCAGGGCAUCAACAGCAAGCCUUCGGCUAAUCAACACAGGAGCCCUCAGAGGAGAGAGCCUUCGGCAUUCCCGUCAUUCUCCACUUUGUACCGAGGUUUGACAUUUUCGAUUCAUCAUUGGGGGAAUUCGGUGCACUCUUUUUCCCUCAUUAGGAUUUUUUCCCAAAUGGUUUUUCCUAAUGAGGUUUUUAACGAGGCAUCCCCCCAAAAUGAAACGAAAAGCGUUAGCCUUCGGCCCACAACAGCAACGUAAUUACUUUACUCCUUUUCACCACUUUACAAGUGCCUCAAGGAGUGGGGGACUGGAGGACCCCUUCGGGAAAACCAUUAAAUUACAAAAUCUGUGAAAUUCCAACAAACAACGAAGCAAGCCCUCAAGUCCCGACAUGUGGGUAACUGAGGGACUGCCUUCGGCAGGGACAUAAAAGCAACAACUCCUCACCAACUUCAGGAAUCACGAUGGGACAACAUCAAAGGGCAAGCACAAGUUACUCCUUUUCCCUCAAGUACCUUUCGGCAAAAGGAGUGAGGGACUCCUGAUGGAGUAUAUGGCCCGGGAACCCCCGGCCCACAGACUCCUACUACUCCAGCGAAGGCCCAGCAGGCCCAACAGGCCCAAAUCACAGCGCCCAAAGUACCAAGCAGCCCGCACUACGCGCCAGGGGUGCCUUCGGCCCCCUGGCCGAAGGCUCUAAACUCUCACAGAACGGGUUUCUCAAGCAAACUAAGAAACUGGGAGAAAACGGCGAAAACAGUAGCCCUCGGCACUGUGAGCCCUCGGCACCAGGGUGCCAUCGGUUGGAGGAGCCCUCGGCUACUGCUCUAUAGCCGAAGGCAUCUCACUCGACAAGAUAUCCGCCUCACAUGCGUACAGAUCACCGUACCCCGCACAGACGUCCCAUCCAACAGCCGCAUUAAAUGCGGCCACAUGCGGCUGCCAGCGCCAACCAGUUGAGGUGACCCCUCGGCCAAUGAGCGCUUGACACGUGUCCCUGCCCGACAUUUAUUGCUACUAUAAAUAGCACCCCAUUUCCCCAUUUGUAACCACGCUUGAUACACAUCGAAUAUACACUCUCUCUCUUACUUGUUUGCUCUAACUUCUCUCUAAGUUACUUCCUGCAAUAACCCUUCGGAUAUAUACCCCCGGGUAGACUAUCCAUCACAACCCAAGUACUCUCUCUGUUGCACCCAAGGGUAAAUUGUAUUGCCAACACUAAAGGACCCCCCACCUCAAUUAUAUGAUUUGAUUAACGGGACAGAUCCUAGAAGUAAACACUUCCAACAUAAUAUCAGAUCAUAUAAUAGUAUGUUUUCGUUCACAUCGAUGGGUGGGAGGAUAGAUAAUGCAGUUAACAGGGGUGGGUCACCACCAAUUUUUAAACUUGGUGGUCAGAAUUAUCAUCUAAUAGGGUCUCUAUUGCCGCAAGAAGGAAGUGUCCCGAAAUUUGCUCAACUAUAUAUAUAUGACACACAACACGAAGAUCUAAACCGCUUGAGUUCUGUGAGAGACGAUACCACAAAAAACAAUUUGCAUGUAGAAAUCGUGUCUUCUUUAAGAGGAAUGCUUGAUGAACACAACGUUUUGGUGAAGUCAUUUAGGAUGGUUCGAGACAAGAUUGCUGAAGGUGGCGAGGCAAAAGUGAGUUUGAAAUUAAUAGGUAGAAGAAAUAAAGAUGCUAGAACUUAUAAUCUACCUACAGUUUCAGAAGUAGCAGCUUUGGUUGUGGGAGAUUUUGAUGAAUCACUUGGGCAAAGAGAUAUAAUGGUUGAAACCCAAGGAGGUUUUAUGAAGCGUAUAAAUGAAUUGAAUCCUGCGUAUUUGGGAUUGCAAUACCCACUUCUAUUUCCCUUCGGUGAAGAUGGUUAUAGGGAGGAUAUUAAUUUUUGUGAAGAUAAUACUUAUUCUACAAAAGGUCGCAGAAGUGUUAGCAUUAGGGAAUAUUUGGCAUAUAGAUUGCAUGAGCGGAGCAUCGAAUGCACUUUCAUCCUCCAAAGUAGAAGGCUGUUCCAACAAUUUGUCGUUGAUGGAUAUACUAUGGUUGAGUCUUCAAGACUAAUGUACAUCAGAACACAUCAAAAACAAUUAAGGUGUGAAAUGUACAAAGGCCUUACCGAUGCUUUACUCAGUGGCGAGCGAGAUGCUUCUACCCAAGGAAAGAGAGUUGUUUUACCACCUACAUUUGUUGGAGGAGCACGAUAUAUGGUGCAAAAUUACCAAGAUUCAAUGGCUAUAUGUCGGUGGGCUGGGUAUCCGGAUUUGUUCUUGACGUUCACAUGCAAUCCAAAGUGGCCAGAAAUUGUAAGAUUUCUUAAAGAAAGAAACUUGAGUCCUGAAGAUCGACCAGAUAUAAUAUGUAGAGUUUUCAAGAUGAAGUUGGAUGGAUUGAUUAAAGAUCUACGUAAUAAUAAGACAUUUGGUGAAGUGAGAGCAGUCAUAUACACAGUGGAAUUUCAGAAGCGUGGCCUUCCCCACGCUCAUAUUUUGUUAUUCAUGGCAAGUGCAGACAAAUUUCCCACUUCGACAGACAUUGAUGACAUCAUUUCUGCAGAAAUACCUGAUGAGGCAAAUGAUCCGGAAUAUUUCAAUGCGGUACGUAUGCAUAUGAUGCAUGGGCCGUGUGGAAAUGAAGCAAAAAAUGCUCCAUGCAUGGUACAAUCUAAGUGUGCAAAGCACUUCCCCAAGAAUUUCAAUGAGCAGACAACCGUGGACGAUGAAGGUUAUCCUAGGUAUAGAAGGCGCAAUGAUGGAAGAACUGUUGUGAAAAGUGGAUCACACCUUGACAACAGAUAUGUUGUUCCCCAUAAUAGGUAUUUACUCUUGAAGUACGGUGCUCAUCUCAAUGUGGAGUGGUGUAAUCAAGGCAGGUCAAUCAAAUAUUUGUUCAAAUACGUCAACAAAGGACAUGAUCGUGUGACGGCCGGAUUUUAUGAAACUUCAAAUGCAGAUGAUAGCGAGAAACCCGUGGAUGAAAUAAAACUUUACUACGAUUGUAGGUAUAUAUCUCCAUGUGAGGCGAUGUGGAGAAUACUAGGGGUUGAGAUUCAGUAUAAGAAUCCAUCUGUUGAACGAUUGAGUUUUCACUUUCCGGAUGAACAAUAUGUUUACUUUGAUGAUAAUGCAUCGGUAAGUGAUGUCGUGUUACGCGAAUCUAUGAAGGAGAGUAUGUUUUUGGCAUGGAUGAGGGCGAAUGAGCAGUACCCAAAUGAGGCACGAGAUUUAACUUAUGCUGAAUUUCCUCAAAGGUUUGUUUGGAAGGCUACAACAAGAGAAUUCGUACCUCGCAAAAAGGGUUUUGCUAUAGGUCGACUAACUUAUGUCCCUCCAGGUUCAGGGGAAUCUUAUUAUUUGCGUUGCCUCCUAAAUUUGAAGCGUGGGCCUACAUGUUUUGAUGAUCUAAGAACUGUGGAUGGGGUUUGUUAUGAGACAUAUCGUGAGGCAUGUUUCGCAAUGGGAUUGUUAGAUGAUGACAAAGAGUAUGUUGACGGAAUUUCUGAGGGGAGUUUUUGGGCUUCAGCAUGGGUGCUCAGAAAGCAUUUUGUCAUAUUAUUGAUAGCGGAUACGAUGAGUAGACCAGAGUACGUUUGGGAAAAAUGUUGGACAUUCAUGUCAGAUGACAUUUUACACAGGCAGAGAACAGCUUUACUCCAUCCCGAUUUAACGUUAACAGAGGCGGAGAUUAAAAAUUAUGCACUAAUAGAAAUAGAGCUGAUGUUGAAGAGGAAUGGCAGGAGCUUAAAGAACUAUCCAUCAAUGCCAUUCCCUGACAUAAGUCAAUCAUCCAUGACUCAGAACAGGCUUAUAUUCGACGAAUUGCAAUAUGAUCGUGUUGCAUUAUGUCAUGAGCAUGAGAAAUGCAUUGAUAGUUUGAAUGAUCAACAACGUCACGUGUACACAACGAUUAUGGAAUCGAUUUAAGAAAACAAAGGCGGGGUUUUCUUUGUGUAUGGUUACGGAGGUACAGGAAAAACGUUUGUUUGGAAAACAUUGUCUGCUGCUUUGAGGUCAAAGGGGGAAAUUGUUCUUAACGUUGCUUCCAGCGGCAUUGCGGCUUUACUAUUACCCGGUGGGAGGACAGCUCAUUCACGUUUCGCAAUACCAAUCAAUCCGACUGAAAACUCCACCUGCAACAUCAAUCAAGGGAGUCCACUAGCACAGUUGAUAAUUCGGUGCAAACUCAUUAUAUGGGAUGAGGCACCAAUGAUGCACAAGUAUUGUUUUGAAGCUUUGGACAGGAGUUUGAGAGACAUCCUUAGAUUUACAAAUUCAUAUACCAGUGAUAAACCGUUUGGAGGCAAAACGGUGGUGUUCGGGGGGGAUUUUAGACAAAUCUUACCUGUAAUUACAAAGGGUACCAGACAAGACAUAGUGAAUGCCACAAUUAAUUCUUCAUAUAUUUGGCACGAAUGCAUUGUCUUGCGUUUGACAGAGAACAUGAGACUCCAAUCACUUAGUGACGAUUGUGAAUAUGAAGAUUUGGUGGAGUUUGCGAACUGGAUUGCUGCUUUAGGAGAUGGUACCGCGGGCGAAGUCAAUGAUGGAUUUGCCGAUGUCAAAAUUCCAAGCGACAUUCUCUUAGAGUGCGGAGAGGAUCCGAUUGCCACUAUUGUAAAAAGCACCUAUCCUGACUUUGAGAAAAUAGCCAAUGAUCUGUCCUACUUGCAAGAGCGUGCAAUCCUAGCUCCAACUCUUGAUGUUGUGGAUCAAAUUAACGAAUACAUGACAUCUCUCAAUGUUCAGGAAGAGUCUAGGACAUAUUUGAGUUCUGAUAGCAUCUGCAAGUCAGACUCAAAUUCCGAUUUCUUGGCUGAUUUGCACACUCCUGAAUUCCUAAAUAAAAUCCGUGCAUCAGGAGUUCCGAACCAUGAGUUAAUCCUUAAAGUCGGUACUCCGAUAAUGCUUCUGAGGAAUAUUGAUCCGUCUAUGGGGCUUUGCAAUGGAACAAGGUUGAUUGUUACACGACUUGGGAAUCACAUCCUCGGAGCAAAAAUUCUAGGGGGGAAAUAUGCUACACUUGAAGUUGUCAUUCCAAGGUUAACUUUGACUCCAUCUGAUUCAAGAAUUCCCUUCAAGUUUCAAAGAAGACAAUUUCCCGUCAUGACCUCUUAUGCGAUGACAAUAAAUAAAAGUCAAGGUCAAUCACUGUCGCAUGUUGGCCUUUUAUUAAAAAAACCAGUCUUUACGCAUGGUCAACUGUAUGUUGCAGCAUCGAGAGUCACAAAUCGCAAGGGUUUGAAGAUACUCAUAUGCAGUGAAAAUGGGGAACAACUCGAUCGUACUAUCAAUGUUGUUUACAAAGAAGUAUUUCGGAAUUUGUAGAGUACGGAUUUCCUAUUGUAAUUUGGUUUAUUCCUUACGAUCCUGAAACAUUAUUCGUACCAAUUACAUAUAUACUCUUUCAUGUCAUUUAGGCAUUAACUAUUUAUAUUAACAACUAAUACGAAACAAUUAAUUACUUAAUAUUAUUAUUUAGUAUAUGUCCCGCGCAUCGCGCGGGUGAAAAUCUUGUAACUUCCAUAAGAUCUGUAGAGUUUAAGUUUGAGUCGAG